ACGGGUGGCGCGGUGACGCCACCGGGCCGUGUCACCUGGGCGGGGAGGGCCCGUGAGGUGGCGGUGGGACGAGCAGGAGGAAGAAGCAGAAGUCUCGCGGGAAGUCGCCAUAGAGACGGAGCCGCUUGGCCGCGGGGCGGGCGGGAGCCGCCGCCUCGGGAAGCCGCCGGGACCGCGAGCCGGCGCUGAGGCAGCGGCGCUCCCGCCGCUCCGCGUUCUCCCCGGCGCAGUUAUACCUACGUAUGUUAAUGCUCCACCUGGACAACUGAAAUGAGACUGAAGACUUCACUUCUAAAGGAACCAAAACAUAAAGAAUUAGUUAGCUGUGUGGGAUGGACCACAGCUGACGAACUAUAUUCCUGCAGUGAUGAUCACCAAAUUAUGAAAUGGAACCUUUUAACUAGUGAGACUACCCGAGUAGUGAAACUUCCAGAUGAUAUUUAUCCCAUAGAUCUCCACUGGUUUCCCAGAAGUAUAGGUGGGAAGAAGCAGUCCCAUGCUGAGAGCUUUGUUCUGACAAGUUCUGAUGGGAAGUUCCACUUGAUUUCGAAAUCGGGAAGAGUGGAGAAGAGCGUGGAGGCGCAUUGUGGGGCCGUGCUCGCGGGACGCUGGAACUCCGAAGGAACAGCCCUGGUGACAGUUGGUGAAGAUGGCCAAGUGAAAAUCUGGUCUAAAAGUGGAAUGCUGAGAUCCACUUUAGCUCAGCAAGGAACACCGGUGUACUCAGUAGCCUGGGGACCCGAUUCUGAGAGAGUUCUUUAUACAUCAGGGAAGCAGCUGAUUAUUAAACCUCUUCAGCCCAACGCUAAAGUUUUGCAGUGGAAAGCCCAUGAUGGACUUAUUUUAAAAACUGACUGGAACUCAGUUAAUGAUCUUAUCCUUUCUGCAGGUGAAGAUUGUAAAUAUAAGGUUUGGGACAGUUAUGGCCGUCUCCUGUACAGCUCACAGCCCCAUGAAUAUCCUAUAACCUCUGUUGCCUGGGCUGGGGAUGGAGAGUUAUUUGCCGUGGGGUCCUUUCAUACUUUGCGUCUAUGCGAUAAAACUGGGUGGUCUUAUGCUUUAGAGAAGCCGAACACGGGCAGCAUAUUUAAUAUUGCUUGGUCUAUUGAUGGUACUCAACUGGCCGGAGCGUGUGGGAAUGGCCAUGUCAUUUUUGCCCAUGUGGUGGAACAACGCUGGGAGUGGAAAAACCUUGAAAUAACAUUAAUUAAGAGGAGAACCAUGGAGGUGCACAACGUUAUUAACGAUGCGGUGGAUUUGCUAGAAUUCCGUGACAGGGUUAUUAAGGCCUCUUUGAACUACGGGCAUUUGGUUGUUUCAACUUCUCUUCAGUGUUACGUGUUUUCUACAAAGAACUGGAACACACCGCUGAUCUUUGACCUGAAGGAAGGAACAGUGAGUUUGAUUCUCCAAGCGGAAAGGCAUUUUCUUCUUGUAGAUGGUGGAGGACUUUAUUUAUAUUCAUAUGAAGGAAGAUUAAUUUCCUCUCCAAAAUUUCCAGGAAUGAGAACAGAUGUUUUAAAUGCCCAGACAGUAUCUCUGAGUAAUGACACUCUAGCAGUAAAAGACAAAGCUGAUGAAAAGGUUAUCUACAUAUUUGAAGCUUUAUCUGGAAAGCCGCUGGGUGACGGAAAGCCUCUAACCCAUAAGACGGAAAUUAUGGAGAUCGCUUUGGACCAGAAGGGACUUACAAUUGAAAGGAAAAUAGCUUUUAUUGAUAAGAACAGAGAUCUCUAUAUUACUUCAGUUAAACGGUUCGGAAAAGAACAGAAGAUUGUCAAAAUAGGCACAAUGGUUCAAACCUUGGCUUGGAAUGACACGUCGAACAUUCUUUGUGGGAUUCAGGACGCCCGUUUCACAGUCUGGUACUACCCCAACACCGUCUAUGUAGACAAAGACCUUUUACCAAAAACUCUGUAUGAAAAAGAUGCAAGUGAAUUUAGCAAAAAUCCCCAGAUUGUACAUUUUGUAGGAAAUCAAAUAACAAUUAGAAGAGCAGAUGGUUCACUCAUUCACCUUAAUAUUUCACCUUAUCCUGCGAUUCUUCACGAGUAUGUUAGCAGUUCUAAAUGGGAAGAUGCUGUCAGGUUGUGUCGCUUUGUCAAGGAUCAAACGCUGUGGGCGUGUUUAGCUGCCAUGGCGGUUGCCAACAAGGACAUGGCUACAGCAGAAAUUGCCUACGCGUCCAUUGGCGAGAUUGACAAAGUUCAGUAUAUCAAUUCCAUCAAAGAUCUUCCAUCGAAAGAGUCGAGGAUGGCUCAUAUCCUGCUGUUCAGUGGGAACACCCAAGAAGCUGAAACCCUCCUGCUUCAAACAGGCCUCAUUUAUCAAGCGAUUCAAGUCAACAUUAAUCUUUACAAUUGGGACAGGGCCCUAGAACUAGCAGUAAAGCACAAGACACAUGUUGACACAGUCCUGGCUUAUCGACAAAAGUUCCUAGAGGACUUUGGUAAAAAAGAAACGAACAAAAGAUUUUUGCAAUAUGCAGAAGGUCUGGAAGUUGAUUGGAAUAAAAUCAAAGCCAAAAUAGAGAUGGAAAUUGCCAAAGAGAGAGAACGAGCAGCAGCCAGUCCCUCCGUGAGAGCCAGUGUGACCGUGCAGCAGUGACUGUCCUUUGGUCACCUGAAGAAGUGCUUCUGGAAUAUUUUGUACUGGUAUAUUUUGAUAAACAUAAAUAAAUAGAUUAAAAAAACACAGCAAACAUUUUGCAGAGAACAGGAGUGGGACUUGGUGUAGUUCUUGUUAAUUGUUGGAUGACAGGCAGAAGUCUUUAUUUACUACCAUCUCAUUUUGAGCUGGGUUUAGGUUGUGAUGCCCCAGUGAGCAGCUACAUUGUAAUCCCUAAUAAAUGUAUGAGGAAAAAAGGGAAAUUAACUGUCUUUCUCUUAGUGGCUUUUAAACUUUCAUUGCCAUUAAAAUGAUUUAACUUUGCUUGCCUCUAAUUAAAUAAUUGUUUCCCUGUUUAAGCACCUAGUUAAGUAGUUUGGUUAUUUCUGCAACCUCAGGGACCUCUGAAAAGACUCAUUUAAAUUGUCUGAAAACAAACUUGGUGAACUCUAAGUGUUGAAAAAUGUAAAAAGGAGCUUGCACUUAUAAAGGACAAAAUAAUCUUUCUCUCAAAUUACGGUAAUACAUAUUUCUGCUCCUACACAUGUACUAGCAAGUUGUUCAAUAGGUGAUUUCAGAUCACUUCAGCACCUCAGGUUUGUCACCGUAGCAAAUUAUUUAGCAAUAAAGAGUAUUUUCUGAGAUAAUGUCAGUUGUUUAAAAUACUAUGGAAUGUGGUUUGAAAUAACCAAAAGCGUUGUUGGUUGGUUUUGUAGCAUCUAACACAUAAAACUGACAAUGAUAUUCAAAGCUUCCUUAAUGUUAAAAUGUCAUAUUAAUUUAAAGUAGGAUCUUUCCAUGUAUUUUUUUCUCCCCAAAGCACUUGAUUUGAAAAUAUUGUUUUUACAUUUGUGAUAUUUCAUCAAGACACAUCUUUCUUUGUUUUACAUAUAGACGUGGCUGCGUAUGUUCCAUGUCCUUUGCAGAAGCCCUUUGUGUUAUAAAUAGGUGAGCAGGUUAUUCAUAACUGACACUGUAUAUAAUAGGUAUCUUUCAAAUGUUACCAUCAAAAUAUUAAAUAUCUGUAUUUUUUUAAACAUUGUUAUAUGACACUUUUUUGCAUAGUUCCUGAAUUUUUUAAUAAAAACAGAUAAAAGAGGGA
Molecule: messenger RNA, 3709 nt
Organism: Columba livia (rock pigeon)
Lineage: Eukaryota; Metazoa; Chordata; Aves; Columbiformes; Columbidae
Gene: IFT80
Product: intraflagellar transport 80
Exons: 20
Coding region: 271-2607 (778 amino acids)
Biological process (GO): cilium assembly
Cellular component (GO): centrosome; cilium; intraciliary transport particle B
Molecular function (GO): protein binding
Source: RefSeq, a predicted model, not a curated record